CAGAAUUGGAUUCUUCUGGAAGUCGCUCCAUCCACCAUGAGACUCACGCAAGCCGCCGCGUCCGGCCUGCAACGCUGCUUUGGAAGACCACACGUGCGACUUCCCUAUGCUGCGCACCGUCCUUCCGCGCCGCGCUGGUGCCGUGCAUUCAGCGACAUCAAGAAUUACGAUGAAGACGAUGACGAAAUCCCGGCAUCCAAGAGCAUUGCAACCUUUGGUGAAGGUGAGAAAGCGCCCAUGGUGCCGCACGUACUGGUGAUUCCAACGCACAAGCGGCCGUUGUUUCCGGGCGUUGUCCUUCCCAUGACGAUCACGAACCCGGACGUCACGAAGGCUCUCGCCGCGCUUCGUGAAAGCGGCCAAAAGUACGUCGGUGUGUUCUUGAAGAAACAAGGAGGAAAAAUCGGUGCGGCUUCAAAGGACGAAAUGGGGUUCACUGGCAUGGAAUCGCAAAAGGACGAGGAUCUCGUGACCGAUCUGAGCGGGAUCCAUCAUGUGGGGAGCUACGCACGCAUUGACAACCUCAUCAACUUUGAAAACAACAGUGCGGCCCAACUGCUCUUGGUUGGCCAGCGCCGCAUCACGAUCGACGACGUCCACGACAGCGGCACUAUACCGCUGCGCGUGACCAUUUCUCCGGUCGAAAACCCCGCAUUUGACAAGUCGAACCAAAUGAUCAAGGCGUAUUCGAACGAGAUCGUGGCCACGCUGCGUGAAAUCGUGAAAAUGAACCCGCUGUUCAAGGAGCACAUGCAGUACUACUCGCAGCGGAUCGACAUCCACAAUCCGUACAUACUUGCGGAUUUUGCGGCGUCGGUGACGACGGGCGACGGUGAAGAGCUGCAGAGCGUGCUGGAAGAAUUGGAUUGUGAAAACCGUCUGAAGAAAGCGCUCGAGCUGCUCACGAAGGAGAUGGAGCUGUCUCGAGUCCAGCAAUCGAUCAAGGAACAAGUCGAAGAGAAGGUGACCAAGAACCAGCGGCAGUACUUGCUCAUGGAGCAGUUGAAAACCAUCAAGAAAGAGUUGGGGUUGGAGAAGGACGACAAGGAAGCGAUGCUAACAAAGUUUCGCCAGCGUCUCGACAACUUUAAGAUUCCGCCGAACCCAGACACCCCAGACGCGCAUUUGAGCCACGUGCCGAAAGACAUUCUGGAUGUCGUUGAAGACGAAAUGAACAAGCUCGCCAUGCUCGAGAAAAACUCGGCCGAAUUCAACGUCACCCGCAACUACUUGGACUGGCUCACGCUGCUGCCAUGGGGGAAAUCCACGACGGAAAACUUUGACAUUGUUGCGGCAAAGAUGAUUUUGGAUGCCGACCACUACGGCCUCUCGGACGUGAAGCAGCGCAUUCUCGAGUUUAUUGCCGUGUCCAAGCUGCUAGGUACGAUCCGUGUUGGCAUGCCCGUCAACGGCGGUCGUGUAGGUAAAGUCCAAGGGCGCAUCAUCUGCCUGGUCGGUCCCCCCGGCGUCGGAAAGACGAGCAUUGGCAAGUCGAUCGCGCGAUCGCUGAACAGGGAAUUCUACCGGUUUUCGGUCGGCGGGUUGAGCGAUGUGGCAGAAAUCAAAGGCCACCGUCGCACGUACAUAGGUGCGAUGCCGGGCAAGGUGAUUCAGUGCCUCAAGUCGACGCAGAGUUCCAACCCGUUGAUUCUGAUCGACGAAAUCGACAAGCUCGGGCGAGGCUACCAAGGCGACCCGGCGUCGGCCUUGCUCGAGUUGCUCGAUCCUUCGCAAAACACGUCCUUUGUCGAUCAUUACCUCGACGUUCCAGUCGACUUGUCGCGAGUUCUGUUUGUGUGCACAGCCAACGUCACCGACACCAUUCCCGGGCCCCUGCUCGACCGCAUGGAGGUCAUCCGAUUGUCGGGCUACGACGGGCCGGAAAAGGUCGCGAUUGCCAACCAGUACUUGGUUCCAAAGGCGCUGGAGAAGAGCGGACUCAAGGACUCGGAGCAUGUCCCGCCAUCUUUGGCCCUCCCAGACGACUCGAUUCAAGAUCUCGUCAAGCGGUAUUGCCGUGAAGCUGGUGUGCGCAACCUGGAGCAGCACAUUGAGAAGAUUUUUCGCAAAGUCGCGCUAGAAGUCGUCGAAAAUCUGGCCAAGGAGGCCGGGUCGGACGAUGUGGUCGCAAACUUCAAUAUUUCCCCCGACAAACUGCACAAAUACGUCGGCCAGCCCCGCUUUACGUCGUUCGUUGGAGCUCUCGAUGUAGCCUUGUGGAUUGAUGCAACUUGUGCGACUAGAGAACGCAUGUACGAAACAUUGCAGCCUGGUGUCGUGAUGGGUCUUGCGUGGACGGCCAUGGGAGGGUCGUCGCUCUAUAUCGAGACAACCACCGUUCAAAGCAAAGGUGGCAAGGGCAGCUUGUUGUCUACCGGUCAAAUGGGCAGCGUCAUGGAAGAAAGCACCAAGAUUGCGCACACGUAUGCGCGCCACAAGUUGGAACUGAUCGACCCCGACAAUGCGUUCUUUGAAUCGGAUAUUCACUUGCACGUCCCAGAAGGCGCUACGCCAAAGGACGGGCCGUCUGCAGGUUGCACGAUGGUGACGGCGCUGCUGUCGUUGGCCCUGAAUAAGUACACUUGAUAUGCCAUCAUGCGCAGUAGCACACACUGAUGGUUGUGUAGACCUGUCAAGGCCGAUCUCGCCAUGACGGGCGAACUUUCGUUGACGGGCAAAGUGUUGCCCGUGGGCGGAAUCAAAGAGAAGACGAUUGCUGCCCGUCGGUCCGGCGUCACGACGCUCGUGCUGCCGUUUGGCAACCAAAAGGAUUUUAACGAGUUGCCAGAGUACCUGAAGGACGGGCUCGACGUCCACUUUGCCAAAGAGUUUGACGACGUGUUCAAGGUCGCGUUGGACUAUUCCGAUUGCGAUGGUGCCAAAUAGCGAUAGAGGUUAGCAAGGAUUAUUCGAGACGGACCUGAACAACGAAUCCCUUGUCACGAGCGACAUCGUUGUGUCCCAUACGACCACUCGGAUCCUCCUUGCAUGCUGCUAGUGUCUCGACGACUUGGUGUCUGAGCUCUGCAGGAACUUUAAGAAAUGCUGCAUUCCAUGUUAAGUGCCAAUGGCUCGUCGCGCACUCACGCAGUGCGACACUGACCACCGGCUCCACCAUCAUGGCAUGGCCGAGUUUCACGGACUUUCACGGCGGAAGCAGCGUUCUGCGCAGGCUGGGACUUGACUGCACUGGACCAUGG
This is a messenger RNA of Aphanomyces invadans, 3200 nucleotides long. Its product is annotated as ATP-dependent protease La, variant 7. The record is from RefSeq and is a predicted model, not a curated record. The coding region runs from base 37 to 2586 and encodes 849 amino acids. Lineage: Eukaryota; Oomycota; Saprolegniomycetes; Saprolegniales; Verrucalvaceae. Gene Ontology annotation, molecular function: single-stranded DNA binding; ATP hydrolysis activity; ATP binding. Gene Ontology annotation, cellular component: mitochondrial matrix. The transcript is spliced from 12 exons. Gene Ontology annotation, biological process: protein catabolic process; mitochondrion organization; proteolysis.